AUGCCAAGAGAUACAGAAGAGCAAGAAGUAGAAAAAGAGAAAAUAAGUAAGUCCUAUAUUAUGGUUGUUCAUAAAGAAUUGGACCUAAAGAGGUCUGAGUUUGGGUACACUCUUAUUGGACAAAAUCUAAGAUUUGAUAUACGUAACUACAGCGGAAAUAGUGAGGACUUGGAGGAGGAGGAGGAGAAAAAGCAGAAAAGAGCUGUAACAGAAGGUGUGCUUGUGUGCAUUGCAUUUGUAUUUGCAUUUGUAUCUGUAUUUGUACUUGCAUUUGCAUUUGUCUUUGUAUAUUUUUGUAGGCGCAAUUCUACAGGAUCCUGUGAAAACUAUUGGUUACGAUAA
Messenger RNA from Phycomyces blakesleeanus NRRL 1555(-), 342 nucleotides. RefSeq lists its product as hypothetical. NCBI's taxonomy places the organism in Eukaryota, Fungi, Mucoromycota, Mucoromycetes, Mucorales, Phycomycetaceae. Bases 1 to 342 code for a protein of 113 amino acids. The transcript has 8 exons. The record is from RefSeq and is a predicted model, not a curated record.